Zasmidium cellare ATCC 36951 is the source of this 765-nucleotide messenger RNA. RefSeq names its product carbohydrate esterase family 12 protein. The transcript has a single exon. The coding region runs from base 1 to 765 and encodes 254 amino acids. The record is from RefSeq and is a predicted model, not a curated record. Gene Ontology annotation, molecular function: hydrolase activity. NCBI's taxonomy places the organism in Eukaryota, Fungi, Ascomycota, Dothideomycetes, Mycosphaerellales, Mycosphaerellaceae.
AUGAGAACGCUAUCCAUCUUGGCCUCCACCUUUAGCCUCGUCUUCUCCUCGCCCCUAUCAUCUCGACAAUCCCCCAAAGUCCCCUUCUUUCUCCUAGUCGGCGACUCAACAACCGCAAUCGGCGGCGGCUGGGGUGACGGCUUCCUAAACCACACCCUCAAAGCACCCGCCUCAGGCCUCAACUACGGCCACUCAGGCGCAACAACAGUCUCCUUCCGCGCCGGCGGCGACUGGGCCACCGUUCUCUCCCAAAUCACCACCCAUCAAGCCGACAGCUCUGUCUACGUGACGAUCCAAUUCGGCCACAACGACCAGAAAGCCGCAGCGAACAUUUCCCUCGAACAAUUUUCACAGAACCUCGGCGUCUUCGUCGACGAAGUCCGCGACGCAGGCGGCGAACCCAUCCUUAUCACCUCCUUGACCCGUCGAGUCUUCAGCGGCGAUCCACCUCUGGUUGUACAGUCCCUUGCCAACGAGCGCGUGGCUGCGAUCUCAGUCGCUGAAGCGAAGUCAUCCAAGUACAUCGACCUGAACAUCGCCAGUGAGGACUACUGCAACGCCAUUGGGCCUGAGGCGAGCUGGAGGUAUAAUCUUUUCAAUGCGACGAGGCAGGGCGAUACGACGCAUUUGAAUGAGUGGGGCGGGACGGUAUUUGGGAGGUUGGUGAGUGAUCUGUUGGUUGAGAAGUAUGAGGAGGUUUUUGGGGAUUGGACGGCGCCGAAUGCUACGUUGAGUGCGUUGUUGGAGGAGGGCCUGCCGGCUUAG